AUGAGUGAAACACAGAAACGCCUAGUCGUUGUCGGACUGGGCAUGGUGGGUAUUGCUUUCAUAGAAAAGCUGCUCAAGUACGAUGCCACAGCAAAGGAAUACUCCGUCACUGUUCUUGGAGAGGAGCCAUAUCUCGCCUACAACCGAGUAGGACUCACAAGUUUCUUUGAGCACCGGAAGAUUGAGAACUUGUACAUGAACCCGGCAGAAUGGUAUACCGAGGCAGAGGGAUCUCUCAACUACCACGUCAACACCAGAGCUACUAGCAUCAACACGGACGAAAAGACGGUCGAGUGUGCUAAUGGCGAGACAUACCCCUACGACAUCCUGGUCCUGGCCACCGGCUCCGAUGCUAUCCUUCCUCGAGGCCUUCCUGGCCAUGACGCCAACGGUGUUUUUGUCUACCGCACAAUCGACGAUCUCAAGAAGCUCAUCGAGUUUGCCGACUCCAAGCGUGGCACCAAUGGUGUGGUCGUUGGUGGCGGUCUGCUCGGCCUCGAGGCUGCCAAGGCCAUGUUGGACCUAGAGCGAUUCAACAGGAUCAGGUUGCUUGAGAAGGCACCCUAUGUCCUGAGCAGACAGCUCGACGACGUUGCUGGCAAGAUGGUGGUGGACCAAGUAUCCCAGCUCGGUGUCGACGUCAUGCUGGGCAAGGGUGUUUCCAGAAUCAAGACUGAUGAGGAAAACAACCUCACCGGUGUGGUGUUUGAAGAUGCCCAGGAGAUUGAUUGCUCAACGCUAUGCUUUGCCGUCGGUGUGAAGCCCAGAGACGACCUUGCCAGAGUAUCUGGACUUGAGGUCGGCCAGCGAGGUGGUAUCGUCGUCAACGAUGACCUGAGAACAAGCAUGCCAGAUAUCUACGCCAUUGGAGAGUGUGCCAGCUGGAGGGGAAUGGCCUACGGUCUUAUCGGCCCUGGUGUCGAGAUGGCAGAGGUUCUCGCCUUCAACCUCACACAGGCGAAGCUUCACUCACCCCGAACAUUCAAGCGCCCCGACCUGAGCACGAAACUCAAGCUUCUCGGUGUCAACGUCGCCAGCUUCGGUGACUGCUUCGCCGACCGUGAUGGUCCUGCAUCUCUUCCGCCAAAGUUCGCCAAGAACCUGCAAAACGGCGACGUCUCUUCGACCAAGUCGGUGCAGGCCUUGACAUACAAGGACCCUUUCCUCAACAUCUACAAAAAGUACAUCUUCACCAAAGAUGGCAAAUACCUCCUCGGAGGUAUGAUGCUGGGCGACGUCAACGACUACGUCAAGCUCGUGCCCAUGGUCAAGUCCAUGAAGGAGCUUGAUGUCCCCCCAAGCGAGCUCAUCCUUGGUGCAAAGAAGGACGACGACGGCGGCGACGACCUCCCCGAUGAUGCGCAGGUGUGUUCAUGUCACAACGUGACAAAGGGUGAUAUCGUCAAGGUCGUCAAGGACGGCACAUGCAAGGAUGUCACGAGCCUCAAGAAGUGCACAAAGGCCGGUACAGGCUGCGGUGGUUGCGUGCCUCUCGUCACCACCAUCUUCAACCAGACCAUGGCAUCCAUGGGCAACGAGGUGACAAACUACCUCUGCCCUCACUUCAACUACUCCCGCGUGGACCUGUUCAACAUUGUCAUGGUCAAGCGCCUCAAGUCGCUGCCAGAGGUGAUGCGCGAGGUCGGCAACGACAAGACCAGCGUCGGCUGCGAGCUGUGCAAGCCCGCCGUGGCGAGCAUCAUGGCCUCGCUCUGGAACAGGCACGUCAUGGACAAGACCACCUACGGUCUACAAGACACCAACGACCGCUUCCUGGGCAACAUCCAGCGUGACGGCACAUACUCCGUCGUGCCUCGUGUGUCAGGUGGAGAGAUCACUCCUGAGAAGCUGGUCGCUCUUGGUGAGGUGGCUAGGAAGUACAACCUCUACACCAAGAUCACGGGUGGUCAGCGUAUCGAUUUGUUUGGAGCCAAGAAGCAGGAUCUCCUCGACAUCUGGGGUCAGCUUGUCGCCGCAGGCAUGGAGUCUGGCCACGCCUACGCCAAGUCCCUGCGUACCGUCAAGAGCUGCGUCGGCUCAACAUGGUGCCGAUUCGGUAUUGGUGAUAGUGUUGGCAUGGCCAUUCGUCUCGAGGAGAGGUACAAGAGUGUACGAGCACCACACAAGAUCAAGGGUGGUGUAAGUGGUUGUGUGCGUGAGUGUGCUGAAGCCCAAAGCAAAGAUUUCGGCUUGAUCGCCACUGAAAAGGGCUUCAACAUCUUUGUUGGCGGCAACGGAGGUGCAAAGCCUCGCCAUGCCGAGCUGCUGGCAAAGGAUGUGCCUCCCGCCGAGGUGGUUCCCAUCCUGGACCGAUACCUCAUGUUCUACAUCCGCACAGCAGACAAGCUCCAGCGCACGGCACGCUGGAUCGAGAACCUCCCUGGUGGUCUCAAGUACCUCCAGGAAGUCAUCCUCGACGACAAGCUGGGCAUCUGUGCUUCGCUCGAGGCCCAGAUGCAGGAGCUUGUCGACAGCUUCUUUGACGAGUGGGCUGAGGCCAUCCGCACGCCUGCCAUCGCCGCCAAGUUCCGGCAGUUCAACAACACGGCCGAGACGACGCCCAACAUGGAGGUCGAGUCGGAUCGCGGGCAGAAGCGGCCCGCGUUCUGGGUGGGCGACGCCGCCACUGACGACUUCCAGGGCCUCAAGGACAAGUGGUCCAUGACGGCGUGGGAGCCCAUCAUCGAGACGUCCUACUUUGACGGCGCUGAUGAACUGCCCAAUGGCAUAUCCGCCACCAUCAAGCGCGGCGACACUCAGCUGGCUGUAUGGCGCAUCCAGGGCGUAUACUACGCCACGCAGCAAAUGUGUCCUCACAAGCGUGCCUUUAUCCUCUCCGACGGUCUCGUCGGCCAGGAGCCCUGCGACAAGAAAAAGUCCUCCGACGCCCCUGAGGAUACCAAGACCUCACCCUGGGUUUCGUGUCCGCACCACAAGCGCAACUUUGACCUCGGCAACGGCUCCUGCAAGACGGACGAGAAGCUCUCCAUUGCCACGUUCCCCACUGAAGCCCGUCCCGAUGGCAUGCUGUACCUCAAGCUCCCUCCUGUCGAAGAGCUCGACGCCGCGCUGGGCACAAAGAAGUGGAUGGUCAAGAAGGGAGAGGCUGGCGAGGCGCCGCUGGCCGAGCUGGACCGACGCAUCAAGUUUGUUGGUCUGCGCGGCAAGAAGCCAGGCGUGAGGCCGACGGCUGGUGGCAAGAUGUCGACCAAGCCCCUGGAGCUGAUGGCUGGCGCCAAUGGCUGUGGAGGCGGUGCACCAGAAUGGUAA
Fusarium falciforme is the source of this 3270-nucleotide messenger RNA. Its product is annotated as Nitrite reductase. The record is from RefSeq and is a predicted model, not a curated record. The coding region runs from base 1 to 3270 and encodes 1089 amino acids. The transcript has 4 exons. NCBI's taxonomy places the organism in Eukaryota, Fungi, Ascomycota, Sordariomycetes, Hypocreales, Nectriaceae. Gene Ontology annotation, molecular function: heme binding; nitrite reductase [NAD(P)H] activity; 2 iron, 2 sulfur cluster binding.